UAGACAUGGAGAAAAAAUAUACCAAGAGAUUAAUAAAGUUAAAAUACGUUUUCGAUAAUUUUAUUAUCUUGUACAUAUUUAUUGCAUAUUUCUCAAAAUACUAUAAUAAUCCUCGCCUUAAAAUAAUUGAUCGUUUUCAGAUGGAAUUAUAUGUAGACAAUUUGAUAGGGUCAGACGGCUUUGGAAAUAAAGAACGAUGGAAUUUUAAAAGGACCGCUUCGAAAUUCAAGGAAAGUAAAAAGUUCAACAAUACAAAGAAACAAACUUGAUCGCCUACCUUUGUACAUUUGAAAGUAAAAGUAAUUUUGCGAGAAGUGCAUAAACCCAGCAAAAUGUUCGUUGCUCUGAGAUAACAUGCUGUUUGUUGAGGGUAGAAGGACUUUAUAAUGAAAAAUGUCUUCAUUAAGCGAAAGGAAGAUAAAAGACGUGCGCGAUAUUUGGAACUGCAACAGAGAGUCGGACAAUAAGGAGAACCCGAAAGUUCCUAUCGAUAACAAUGUGGACAACAAGGCGAAGCACAAGUAUAAAACCCUGGAGAGACACCUCAGCAUGAAGAAAACGAUAAGGAGGAAAAUGAUGAGAGAUCUACGCGAAAUUGGCGAUGCCACGUCGGUCGAAAAUUCCCAAAACGAGACUGCUAGUGCCGGAUUUUUAGAACAAAUUAAGAACGAUCAACCACCUCCUGCCAAUAUUGACAAACCCAGUUUGUGGAAAAGAUUGACCAAAGGUUGGGGACAUUAGAUAACGUAGGUACAAUAACCCUUUAGUGUUUCUUUUAAUUUUUACAUUAGUUAUGAGUGAUAAAUGAUUUUGCCAAAAGAGGCACUAAUGCGGAAUUUUUUAGUGAUAUUGUUAGCUUUGGCCUUAGCUUUAAGAUUAUGCUGUUCCUAAAAUUUUUAAUAUAAUUUUUAUGUUUACACGUCGAGUUGUUUUCACAGUAAAAUGUUUUAAAUGACUUCGUUAGCUGCCUACUUCAAGUGUUUCAAAAAGUUUGAAGUUAAUUUACAAUAUUUUGAGAUACUUAUUAGAUAUCAAAUAUAGUAAUCAAUAUGUGGUAUUUUAUUAUACUUCUAGGCUAUUUUUAAACAACUUCUGUACUUAUUAUUUAAAGUACUUUAAUUUGAUUUUUAUUGUUAACUUGAAAAAUUUAAAAUGUUUUGUUGUGAUGAUUCGAAAGACUUAAGGGAUGUUAUGCAGGUACUUUUAUUAUCUCUGUAAUAGAUAUUUGCCUAUGAAGAUAUGUGGUGAUGUGGAAGACUAGGGUAUACGAGGCAACAAAUAAAAUAUGUUAUUUCUUUAAAUAUUUAUUUAUAAUAAAAAUGUUACCAGGUCCCUUUAUACGCUGUAUAUAAAAAUAUCUAUGAUUGUUAUAACUUGAAUUGUGUAAAUUUAACAAAAGAAAUAUACAUUUUUUGCUAGAGUAGUUCUAAUAUUGUUUUGCUUUAAUUAAUAAAUAAAU
This is a messenger RNA of Anoplophora glabripennis (Asian longhorned beetle), 1459 nucleotides long. RefSeq lists its product as uncharacterized. Lineage: Eukaryota; Metazoa; Arthropoda; Insecta; Coleoptera; Cerambycidae. Bases 394 to 741 code for a protein of 115 amino acids. The transcript is spliced from 2 exons. The record is from RefSeq and is a predicted model, not a curated record.